AUGUCGACGCGACGAGCCGCCUUGUCUCUCUACCGUCGCUCGCUAAAGCUGGCGUUGGAUUGGGCUGUCCACCGACAUUUAUGGCGUGGCCAGGCUCUCUAUAUUCGCUCACUAUUUGAGGCCAAUCGCAGUGUCACUGAUCCCCGCCAUCAAAGGGUUGGUUCAUAUGGACUUGUGGAAGGAGACACAAGAGCUGAUGUCGUUAUACAGGCGCUGUUGACUGAGACAGAGAAGUUGCUAGAGAGCUGGAAACACCCAGACCCUUACACUCCCCCGACAGCUCCAGGAGGUUCGAAGUACGAGAGAAACCUUCCAUCACCUGUUCUUGACCCUCCCCCGCACCCUGUCAACCGACACUAA
Molecule: messenger RNA, 360 nt
Organism: Fusarium graminearum PH-1
Lineage: Eukaryota; Fungi; Ascomycota; Sordariomycetes; Hypocreales; Nectriaceae
Exons: 4
Coding region: 1-360 (119 amino acids)
Biological process (GO): mitochondrial electron transport, NADH to ubiquinone
Source: RefSeq, a predicted model, not a curated record